This is a messenger RNA of Rhagoletis pomonella (apple maggot), 548 nucleotides long. RefSeq lists its product as uncharacterized. Bases 36 to 548 code for a protein of 170 amino acids. NCBI's taxonomy places the organism in Eukaryota, Metazoa, Arthropoda, Insecta, Diptera, Tephritidae. The transcript is spliced from 3 exons. The record is from RefSeq and is a predicted model, not a curated record.
CUGAAAAUUUAAAAAAGAGGCUUAUUUGCCUUAAAAUGGAUGUGGCGACAAGACAAAAUCGCCAUAUAUUAGGCAUUAAUGCGCAAUACAUCGAUGGAUAUAAAAUAAUUAUUUAUACUUUGGGAAUGGUGGAAUUAAGAAGCAGACACACCGGAGAAAACUUAAAGCAAGAAAUCCUUAAUUGCUUGGACCAAUUUAAAAUCGAAAUUCGCCAGAUUUAUUCCAGCACCACUGAUAAUGGAGCCAAUGUAAUAAAAACAUCGAAGUUGCUUCAAAUAUCCCAAGGUCAAGUUCAGAACAAUCCAAAUGAUGACUCCGAUUCCAAUGACGUAGAUGAUGAUGGGUAUGAUGAAGUGCACAAUACCCUCAAAUCAACUAUGGCUGUGGUUAGAUGUGCAGCACACACCCUCCAGUUAGCAGCAUACGAUGUCAUUAAAACAAUGCAAACUAACAUUGAAAGCUGUAGAAAAGCCGUUAAAUCUCUCAGAUGCAUUCUCCGCGGUACGAGCAACGUGCCGAUAUUGGAUAAUGCAACACAGCUAUAUUGA